Molecule: messenger RNA, 2467 nt
Organism: Odocoileus virginianus texanus
Lineage: Eukaryota; Metazoa; Chordata; Mammalia; Artiodactyla; Cervidae
Source: RefSeq, a predicted model, not a curated record
AUGGACAGAGGAGCCUGGUGGGCUACAGUCCAUGGGGUGGCAAAGAGUCGGAGCCAACUGAGCAACAACAUUAACCGAAUAACCCACAUCAGAUGAAACAAUUAAGGGCUAAUAGUUAAAGGCCGCCAAGUAUAUUUCUGUCUAGCUCUUCUAAGGAUGGAGAUUAUUGGGCCUGUUUAAUAUGAAGCUUUGGUGUUUGGGAUGAUAAAAGCAAAUUCCUGUUUAUUGAAUUAUAUUUUAUGUUAAUUCUUCUUAUUAGUGAUCUAGGUGGAAGCAAGGCUAAUGAGUGGGUUUCAGUACCCUCUUAAGCUCCCAUAAUACAUCUUUAUUUUUAAAGUAGUUUAACACUGUCUUAUGGUUAUUCAUUUAUAUGUCAUGUCUUCUACUACACUAUAAGCCCUUUGAGGGUAGUGGUGUCAAAUUUAUCUAAUCAUCUCUAGUAUGUGCAACAUAGUAUGUACUCAGUAAAUAUUUGAGUAUUGGUAAUGAGAAUUACAGGUUCUGAGUAAGGUCCUCACCACUUUAAAAAUUGCUAUUCUAAUUCAUAUUUGAUCAUUAAAUAUAAGUUUUUAAAACUUGGAUUUUUUUUUGUUAAGUGUAAAAUUGAGAAAAAUUGAUGUUGGUGCCUUGUUAUUAAAAUAAAUUUCUCAUUGUUUAACUUUAUUCACAACAUACACAAGUACACAUAUUAGUAUAAUGAACCCUCAUGUAGUCUGCCCAGUUCUGACAAAAUCAUAUGUACUUCAAAUUAGGAUCCUCAUAAAUAUACCCCAUGUAUUUAUAGUGAAUUAUAGCAAAGUUGUGAAUUUGUGUCUAAAGUACCUCAAGUGAUGCACAUUUUAUGAAUUCUUGUUUUUGCCUUUUGGAAAGAGUUACAUUGAUGUAUUUUUUUAAUGCUUCAAAUAACAAAUCAAUCCUUUUACACUGAAUGUGAUAUAUAAAUCGCAUAGUACUGAUUGAAAAUAAAACCUUUUGAACUGGAAAAUUUUUUUUUAAGAAUUUCAUUUUUCGGCCAUGCCACGCAGCUGGAGGGAUCUUAGUUCCUUGACCAGGGAUCGAAUCCGGGCACUCAGCAGUGAAAGCAUGGAGUCCUAACCACUGGACUGCCAGGGAAUUCCCUGAGUUGGAAAUGAAUUCGGCAUGUUGACAGAGAGAAUUCCUCUUUGGGGAUUAGCGAUGAUGAACCAGGUUAUGACCUAGAUUUAUUUUGUAUACCCAAUCAUUAUGCUGAGGAUUUGGAGAGGGUGUUUAUUCCUCAUGGACUAAUUAUGGACAGGACCGAACGACUGGCUCGAGAUGUAAUGAAGGAGAUGGGUGGCCAUCACAUCGUGGCCCUCUGCGUGCUCAAGGGGGGCUAUAAGUUCUUUGCCGACCUGUUGGAUUACAUCAAAGCACUGAACAGAAAUAGUGACAGAUCCAUUCCUAUGACUGUAGAUUUUAUCAGACUGAAGAGCUACUAUAACGACCAGUCAACAGGCGAGAUAAAAGUAAUUGGUGGAGAUGAUCUCUCAACUUUAACUGGAAAGAAUGUCUUGAUUGUCGAAGAUAUAAUUGACACUGGGAAGACAAUGCAAACUUUGCUUUCCUUGGUCAAGAAGCAUAAACCAAAGAUGGUCAAGGUUGCAAGCUUGCUGGUGAAAAGGACCCCUCGAAGUGUUGGAUAUAGACCAGACUUUGUUGGAUUUGAAAUUCCAGACAAGUUUGUUGUGGGAUAUGCCCUUGACUAUAAUGAAUACUUCAGGGACUUGAAUCAUGUGUGUGUCAUUAGCGAAACUGGAAAAGCAAAAUACAAAGCCUAAGAUGAGAGUUCGAGUUGAGUUUGGAAAUACCUGGUGUCCCAUUGAAAUCACCAGUGACAUGAUCCGAUGUUCUCGUUCUGUGGCCAGCUGCUUAGUAGAGCUUAUUGCAUGUAUCUCCUAAGAAUUUGAUCUGUUUUGUAUUUUAGAAAUGUCAGUUGCUGCAUUCCCGAACUCUUCAUUUGCACUAUGAGCCUAAAGACUAUCAGUUCCCUUUGGGUAGAUUGUUGUUUGACUUGUGAAUGAAAUAUCUCUUAAACCACACCACUAUUGACUGAAAAUAUGGAAAUUGUAUCUGUAAGAAACAUUUAAAGAGAAGAAUAUAUUAGUUUUUUAAUUGGUAUUUUAAUUUUUAUAUAUUCAGGAAAGAACAGAAGUGAUUGAAUAUUGUUAACUAUACCACUGUGUGUUUAGAAAGGUAGCAAGCAGUCAGUUUCGUAUCCAUGACAGCACUUAGAGGUAUUGUUAUGUCAGAGAAACCGUAUGUCCUGGAACUUUUUUAGUAGGUUUCAGUAGUAUUAACUAUAUUUUCUUGCUUGUUCAGAUUAUUUCUGGUGAAUCUUUGUCAACAGUUCCUUUUCAAUACAGGUCAGUAAGUUCCAAAAACCUACCACUUUUUGAAUUCUUCAAUGUAAAAAUCCUUCAAAUAAAAGCUGUCUCUUUAAAGGAAA